Penaeus indicus is the source of this 1319-nucleotide messenger RNA. RefSeq lists its product as uncharacterized. The coding region runs from base 115 to 738 and encodes 207 amino acids. The transcript is spliced from 5 exons. The record is from RefSeq and is a predicted model, not a curated record. NCBI's taxonomy places the organism in Eukaryota, Metazoa, Arthropoda, Malacostraca, Decapoda, Penaeidae.
GGGAGAGUACACACGCCAGCCCCAUCUCGCUUCGGAGCUCUUUCGGACUUGAAAGGCAUACUGUUAUAUUUUUUCUCUAGGCUUAUUUGCGCUGCCGAAUCCAAGGACUUGACGAUGUCGAGCGGCCGCGGGAUAGAGCCAACUUCGGUACAAGGUCGCUACGCUUACAUCACCACCGACGCCAGCGGGUCCUCUGUCUGGCGUCUUCCGCUUGCGACGACGAACAAUGACCUCGGUAUAGUGGAAGGGUCGCUGAUCUACGGCGGACUCGGGGCCGGCACAGCGCUCACCCUCCUGACGAUGGCCCACGCGGUGUUCUUCGGGAAGCGCAGGAAACGCGACCUCCGCUCCGUGCUGGAGGACAACCUCGACGACCCGACCCUCGCCGCCGACUUCGAGAAGAUCUACGCGUCGGACUCGAACUGGUGCGGCCUCAGACUCACCUGCGAGCUGGCAGCCAAAGCCGGGGCGCCGCUGACCGAGGAGGAGAAGAUGAUGCUCUCCUUCUUCAGGGGCAUGGUAUCCGCUGAAGACCUCCAGGAGAUGGACACGCCGCAGCUCUACUAUUCCUACGCGUCCUUCGUGGGGUUCUCCCAAGGCGACCCCGAGAAGUGCCAGCAGAUGUACUCCAAGUGCCCUUACUCCGCCAAGAAGAUGAUGCAAGUGUACAGAACAGCGCAUUUUAGAAGCGUGGAGAAGAGGAGGGACCAACUGCAGCCGAGCUAUACCCUGGGGUGAAGGGGUAGGGGCGUGGGUCGUAACUGUGGGAUUGUUAUUAUUAUUUCUAUGUUGCUCCUUUUCUUUCGUCUCGUCACUGCUUAUGUGGUGUGGGAUUGUUUAGGAUUUUAGAUAUUAUGGUAAAUCAAAGUACGUACCUAAAAGCAGGUACGGAUAGAUGCGCAUGCGUACAUGAUAUACGUAUACAUAUUCACAUUCACACGUGCAUAUGUUUUGUGAAUUAUAAAGGUCUAGAAAAAGGUGAUGUUCUUGAAAUGGGCAAUGUAGCGCAUGCGAUGUCCAACACGCACACACACACACACACACACACACACACACACACACACACACACACACACACACACACACACACACACACACACACACACACACACACACACACACACACACACACACACACACACACACACACACACACACACUCAUAUGAUACGCAUCGGUUCAAAUACGAAUGCAUAUUUAUUGAUGUUAGAAUAUUUAAUAUGUCAUAAAUAUUUUCUGUUCUUCAGUGUUAUUGUUAUUAAUUGUUAAAUGUAUUGUUAUUGUUUACUUCGGUCUUGCUGGUCGAGACUUUACCCCAA